AGAUGUCAAGCAAAGAGAACAGACUCAUCUGCUCCUCUAAUGGAUCUCUGAAGGGCCACAGAUGAAGACUGAUCGUCAAUCAUGGUCAGAGUUUGUAGAGAAAUGGUUGUCGGCUUUUGCUCUCCGAAGUAUGCUGCCACCUUCCUUUUCUUGGCUGUGUUUGUCUUCAUCUAUUUGCUUUUUAACAUCGACUUGGAGCACAAAGGGAGGUCCUCUUACCCUCUCCCAAAACAUCACCUGCAACACCGCUUCUGCAGCUUCCAACCGUUGUCCCCUGAGGAUGCUCUGGAGGAACGCCUCCUAUUAGACUCCAUUGCUUGGCCUGAAACUCCAUCCUUGUCAGCUUCUCUUUCCCUGGAGCAGACCACCCAUCCUGCCCACAGCAGAUUCACUAUUCUCCCAGAGAAGGGUGGACAACAGUGGCACGUAGGGGAUCAGCUGGAAGUUAUGAUCAAAAUGUAUGACUUCCAUGGUCGUCCCAAGAAGUCUGGUGGAGACUUCUUACUUGCCCGUCUGCACAACCGAGCACUUGGUGCAGGUGUGGCUGGGAAAGUGUUGGAUCAUCUCAAUGGCUCCUACUCUGCUGUAUUUUCUUUACUCUGGGAGGGAAGCGCAAAGGUUGAGGUGACACUGAUUCACCCCAGUGAAGCUGUCACGGUGCUGCAAAGGCUAACCAGAGAACAGCCGGAUAGGAUUUUUUUCAAGAGUGCCUUCCGCUCAGGCUCAGUCUCUGAAAUUACCACGUGUAAUGUCUGCCUGCGUCCAACACAGCAGCCACUGUGUAACUUCACUGACCUCACUACAGGUGAGCCGUGGUUUUGCUACAAGCCAAAGAACCUGAGCUGUGAUACCAGGAUCAGCAACUACAAUGGCGGGUUUAAUGGACAUCUCAAGGCUAAUGAGGAGAAGCUCUUUAAAAGUGGUAACAACAUGAAAGUCUCCAUUCAAGCUUCAGGAUUUGCCAAUGUCACCAUCUUUCCAAAAAAUAAAGAUCAACCAGAGGUGAAGAGCAAUAUUGUGCAGCCUGGACCUGCUGGCUAUUACUACAAGGGUGUGUGGCAGUCAAUAAGUGGCCCCACAGUCCGCCAGUUCAACACUCCUUCUGUUAUCAACCAAUGUCUGAAAGGCAAGGUGGUCCACCUUUAUGGAGACUCUACCGUCAGGCAGUGGUUUGAAUAUCUCAACAAAGCACUACCAGAUCUCAAACAGUUUGACCUGCACAGUUCAGUCAGAGUUGGACCUUUCAUGGCCUUAGACUAUGCAAACAACAUUUUGGUGACAUACCAAUUCCACGGUCCCCCUGUCCGUUCUAUCAGAGUCCCAGCCAUCGAACUACACUACAUUGCCAAUGAACUAGACCGUUUAGUUGGUGGCGCCAACACCGUUGUAGUUUUUGGCAUCUGGGCACACUUCAGCACUUUCCCCACAGAGCUCUACAUCCGGCGGCUGCAGAACAUCCGCAGGGCAGUGGUGCGACUGCUGGACAGAGCUCCAGACACUCUGGUUUUAAUCCGGACAGCAAACCCCAAAGCUAUGCUGCUUCGUGAGGCGCUGACCAACAGCGACUGGUGCUCGCUACAGCGUGAUAAGGUGCUCAGGGCCAUGUUCAAAGGACUGAAUGUUCACCUGCUGGAUGCCUGGGAGAUGGUAUUGGCCCAUCACCUGCCGCACGACCUCCAUCCACCACCUCCCAUUAUUAAGAAUAUCAUUGAUGUCAUCUUGUCCUACAUAUGCCCUCAAAAGGGUAGCUAAAUGUGUAUUUGUUUGGGGAAAUGACUGGGAAUUCACAUACAUGUGCUGAGUUUAAAUGCUCUUUCUGUGCUACCUUUCUAUCAUUUUUCUAUUUUUAACCAGGGAAGUUGACAGAGCACUAUAUUCCUCAAGCAAAACUCAUUUUUGAGGAAAGCAAGACUUUAAAAAUUACUUGGCAAAAAUAAAAUGUAAUUCUACAAAACA
This is a messenger RNA of Scomber scombrus (Atlantic mackerel), 1956 nucleotides long. Its product is annotated as NXPE family member 3-like. The transcript has 7 exons. NCBI's taxonomy places the organism in Eukaryota, Metazoa, Chordata, Actinopteri, Scombriformes, Scombridae. The record is from RefSeq and is a predicted model, not a curated record. Bases 82 to 1752 code for a protein of 556 amino acids.